Harmonia axyridis is the source of this 5092-nucleotide messenger RNA. It is a transcript of the gene uex, whose product is annotated as unextended protein. Gene Ontology annotation, cellular component: plasma membrane. Bases 27 to 2831 code for a protein of 934 amino acids. Gene Ontology annotation, biological process: magnesium ion homeostasis; transport. Lineage: Eukaryota; Metazoa; Arthropoda; Insecta; Coleoptera; Coccinellidae. The transcript is spliced from 10 exons. The record is from RefSeq and is a predicted model, not a curated record. Gene Ontology annotation, molecular function: transmembrane transporter activity.
CUUUGUUUAUUUCAGUCGCGAAUAAUAUGGCAGUGGGGCCAUACCACCUAGCACAAAUAUUUUGUAUAUUCUUGUUAGCAAAUAGUGCAAGGUCUACACCUACUAGUGCUUUCACACCUGAAUUCAAUUCAUUGAAAGUAGUAUCAAUAAAACCAUCGUGUCAAAAUGAAGAUUACAACAAAAUUGAGUUUGAAAUACAAGGCAGAAAUAUUGUCAAUGGAAUACGCAUCAAGGCAACGAAAAUUCCGUCUGAAAGAAAUACAUUGUGUACAGAAACCUUAGAUGUGUCUUAUAACAUAAGUGAUGUAGCAACUAGUGAAUUUAAAUCAGCUAGAUAUGUACUUAUAGUGCCGAAAAGUGUCGAGGAGAAAAUUUAUCUGUGUUUGCCUCAUAAUUUACACAGUAGUACGGACAAGAUCCCAGCCUCUAUUUUAAACAGUGCAAAAUACCUAUGGUAUCAUCAAGGAAAUGAUAUAAGCAUUGAUCUCACACAUCAGUGCGCCAAAGACAAUCAAAAUGCGAGACACAGAAGUAGACGUGAUGAAGUCGACGAUAAGGCUAUCAACGUCCUUGGCCUGCGUGUCGAAAUACCCCACAAAAACAUCGAGAUGGAAGAAGAAAGCCGGAUACCGAAACUGCUAGCAAAUGUAGCAGAAACCAUCAGAUUGUUCGGAACUAAUUUCGAUGAAGAAAUGGUCAUCUCCUUCACCCCCGAAGAGGGAGAAAGAGGGUCUGUUUGCCAGCUUCAGGUCGUUAAAGGAGUGCCGGUCGACAAGGCGAACUUCAGCCCGACCACCACGCUGGUGACGGUGAAGCUGCCCCCCCUCCCGGAAGAUGCCAAAUCCCUCUACCUGUGCGUCAAGAAGGGCAAUGCCUCCUUCAUCCACCAAGGGACCGAUCCCGGUCUUCAGGUAGUGACUUACGAGUCGUUGCUUCCGCUCUGGGUCGCGAUCGUGGUGAUCGUCACGUGCCUCAGCUUCUCCUCCCUCUUCUCCGGCCUCAACCUCGGCCUGAUGUCCAUGGACAUGACCGAGCUGAAGAUCCUGUGCAACACCGGCACGCCCAGGGAGCAGAAGUACGCGAAGACCAUCAUACCGGUAAGGAGACACGGCAACUACCUGCUGUGCAGCAUACUGCUGGCGAACGUGUUCGUCAACAACAUCUUCACCAUCCUGCUGGACGAUCUGACCUCUGGGGCGGUGGCCGUGAUUUCCUCAACGUUGGCCAUCGUGACGUUCGGCGAAAUCUCGCCACAGGCUAUAUGCUCGCGAUUCGGCUUGGCCAUCGGCGCCAAGACGAUCUACAUCACCAAGUUCGUUAUGAUACUGACUUUCCCGCUGUCCUAUCCCGUCUCGAAGUUCCUGGAUUGGCUGCUUGGUGAGGAGAUUGGCAACUACUACAACAGGGAGCGCCUCAACGAACUGGUCAAGGUUACUACGGGAGUCAAUGAUUUAGAUAAGGAUGAGGUGAACAUCAUCAGUGGUGCCUUAGAGUUAAGAAAGAAGACGGUAGCCGAGGUAAUGACCAAAAUCGAGGAUGUUUUUAUGCUGGACUAUGAGGCUGUUUUAGAUUUCGAGACUGUAUCGGAAAUUAUGAAAUCAGGUUUCUCAAGAGUUCCUGUUUUCGAAGGGAACCGCCAGAAUAUAGUCACCAUGUUGUACAUCAAGGAUUUGGCGUUUGUUGAUCCAGAUGAUAACACCCCUCUAAAAACAUUAUGCCAGUUUUAUCAGAACCCUUGCAAUUUUGUAUUUGAAGAUGUGACAUUGGAUGUAAUGUUCAAAAUUUUCAAGGAAGGAAACAAAGGUCACAUGGCUUUCGUACAUAGGGUCAACAACGAAGGUGAAGGUGAUCCAUUUUAUGAAACUAUUGGUUUGAUAACUUUGGAAGAUGUAAUUGAAGAGCUCAUUCAAGCAGAAAUUAUGGAUGAAACUGAUGUGUUCACUGAUAACCGGUCAAAGAGAAAACGUAUAGCCGAUCGAACAAGACAAGAUUUCAGCAUAUUUGCUGAUCGAAAGACUGACUCAUAUAAAAUACGUAUAAGUCCUCAACUUACACUUGCAGCAUACCAGUUUUUGAGUACAAGUGUUGAGUCUUUCCAUCCUAAUGUUUUAUCUGAAACUAUAUUGAAGAGAUUAUUGAAGCAAGAUAUUGUUUGCUUGAUAAAGAAAAAUAAGAAUUGGAGGUCAGAUGCUGGUUGUAUCAUAUACCAACAAGGGAAAUCAGCUGAUUACUUUGUGUUAGUUCUUGAGGGUCGUGUAGAAGUGACGGUUGGUAAAGAAAAUCUAACUUUCGAGGGUGGACCAUUCACAUACUUUGGUACACAGGCUCUUAUCCAAUCAAUUGGUGUUGCCGAGUCACCUUCAAUUCCAACUUCAACACUGGGUAGUCUGGAGUCUUUAAAUAUUGAUAGUUUAUUGAAACACUCAUUCCAACCAGACUAUACAGUCCGAGCAUGUACGGAAGUUUUAUACCUAUUGAUUAAACGCAGCUUGUACCUUGCUGCAAAGAGAGCCACACUUAUGGAAAAAUCUCAGAAGGACAAUCAAACCACCGGUGAACAGUUUGAUGAAGAAGUUGAUAAGCUUUUGCAUUCGCUUGAAGAAGAUGGUAGCACAGGUGCUGCAACCCCAAGGAAAACAUCGAAAAACGUUAUCCAGGCUCAGGGAGAAGCGGAGAGUAUGAACGCCAAGGUGGCAUCCUCAAGAAAUGCCUCUAUAUUUAGUAACACGAGUCCUCAGAAAGACGUAAACGGGCGUUUAAGCAAUGCAGACCUGCACAAUGAAUUGCAAGAAACGGAAGAAGAAAUGUCGCUUUUGUCGAACAAGUCAUAACACAUAUGUUCUGACCUUGCUCCAUCAAGGUCAAGUUUUACCCAUUCUGCAUUUUUUUUGUAUAUGAGGUUUUUGUAGGAAAAAUGAGGUUUGGGAUUAAACAUUGUUAGAGCUGAUGCAAUAUUGACAGAAUAAUCUGAAAACAAAAUUUCCUUCCAUACAAGGCAGUGUUUAUAGUGUUUCCUUUUGACUAAAUAGAACAUUGUUGUCAGUUCGUGGAUUCGAAAUAUUUUAUAAUAUGAUUUCUUACAAUAUGUUCAGAUCGACAAUUCUUCAAUGUGAAUUGUUUUUUAUUCAAUGGUGGAACAUGAAAAAUAUGUGCCGGAACAAUGUUGAUACAAAAUGCAGAAAUUGAUUUGAUGGGUGCUAAUGCUACUAUACUUAACAUAGGAUAGAAUGUAGAUUUAAGUAUUAAAGUAAAUUUUCGAAAUUGUUGAAUUUUAGAUCGAUUAUAGAUGUUCGAUUUAUGCAGUACAAAGUUAAUAUUGUUGAAUAUAAUUACUAAGAUAAUAUCAUAUGUCUGCAAUAAUACACUUUCAUAUCAAUUCGUCAUAUAAUUUCAUUUGUAUUUAAAUUGUCAUUCGGAACUUAUUCUGUCACUAAUCGGUUACAACUUUGUAAAAAUCAAUGUUGAUAUUGAUUGGAGGUAAAAAAGGUUUAAUUAAGCAAAAUUAAUUAUUCAACACUACAAUUGUUUUGUCAACUGCAUGUUGACAUGUUAAUAAGGUAAUUAUUAUGGUUAUUAUCAUUCUAAUAAUGUAGAAAAAGGCGAGAUUUGGAAAUUGGGUUUUUUCCAUCGAUUCAGAUCUGUCUAAUUGUUGAGCAGAUUGUGUUCUUUUUGUACCUAUUUAUUUCCAUUGUUUUCAGAAAUUUAAUCUAUUGCCUUUAUUUCACCUCAUUUUUUUUACCUAUUUCUAUAUUUGAGGAAACCAAUGAAGAUUAAAAAAUGGUAACGAUUAUCAUCUGAAGAAGUCAGCAGGUAGUUGAUAAAAGAGUAAUUGUGUUGAAUAAAUUUUGUCGGAAUAAAGAUAUUUUACUUUUAUCAAUAUCGAGUUGAUUUUUUUCAGAAAAAAAUGGAAUGUGUUUACGUGAAAUGAAAUCGAAUUUUGCAGUGAGAAUUUUAGAAAAAUCAAGGACAAAGUAGUUCAUGGACCAUUCAGAUGUGCCCUAGUUUUUAUAAAAUAAACGUGUCAUUCUAUAGUCGGCUAGAAAUAAAUGUCAAUGACGGAUGCUUUUCUUGAAAAGUUGGUAGAUAUAGAGUAAAUAACCAUAGGUUGAAAGCUAAGCAAUAUCUUCAAAAGUUCAUGGCCUACUUGGUGUUAUUUUUUUUUAACAUACUCUCCACUUCAGUAGGUAAAGAAUGGUCGCAAUAUUGUUUUUUUUUCUCAAAUUAUAGAAUUAUUGCUGACAAUAUGUAGAUCUUAAGUCGAGCCAAAAGUUUUUCUGCACUAAUUAAGAACACCAGUAAAGUUUUUGAUCCCAGUAUAUCUAAUUAUUAUGAAGACCAUUUUUUGGAUUAUAUUUCUAUUUUCAAUAUCAGGCUGUUCUGUUCCUUCAGUCAAUAAUGUCAAAUUCAGUUAGUUAUUUAUUUCAUUCAUUCAACUCGAUACUCUAUAUUUUUACUACCAUCACACUUGUACGUUAGUUUAUAUAACUAUUAAAAUUCUAAUGAAAGUGAUAUAUGAAACAAUACAGAAAUAUUGCAAAUAAAAGAUAAAACUAUGGUCGUCAGUAUUCCAGUUACGAAUUUUCAAUAAUAGUUUAGUGAAUUCAAUUUUGAGUCCAGAACAAUACUCGAUCCAUUUUUAUUCCUUCAUCAUAUUUCAUUACAUUUGUAUUAAGUCAUCUUUUGAAUUCAAUUUAUUGGUUUCUCAAUUCGGGAGAAUCCCAAAAUAGAAUUUACUUAAUUCUAAUAUAGCUAAAAGAAUUAUUUUCAGGACCAUAUAUGAUUUUUAAUCUCUAAUUGUUGGAAUAAUGAUAAAUAUUUCCAUUAAAAGCUUAGUUUACUUCUGUAGAUUGGCGUGCUUUAUAAAAAUGCUUUUAUUUCUCUCUUCGUAUUCACUUAAAAAAAUGUACUUUUUAUUUAGUCCUUAAGUUAUCCAAAGCUUUGUGUUGUACUUAAAUGCUAACAUAAUUGCUCAUUUUAUUUUGCUGUUAUCAUUUUUUUUUUUAUUUUAAAUUUGUUAUUUGGAGUUUUUUCAUAUUUUCUUGUUAUAGAUUCAAAUUAUACACAAAAUAAAAGUAGUUUUUAAAGGUGAAAA